CAACUUCGAAGUGUUUUUGGAAGUAUUCGGUUCAGAAACAUUUUCAUACCAAAAGUUGUUUAUUUAUUUUUUGAAACGCCUUUAAACUAUUUAUCAGCUAGAAUGAUAACGAAAUCACCAUAAAAAGUUUCAUAUUCGCAUUUCAUUUGAGAGGAGUAACAGCAGUUAAUUCAUGUUAAUUGCAAAUCAGUUCUUUCAAAUACGAAAUUACCUUAAAUUUUUGAAAAUGCACUGCUUUUUAAGAAAUUAAUUCAGUUUCGAUUUAGCUUGUCAUCAUUUAAGAAAUCAUUCUUUAUAAGUACCGAAAAAUCACAAGUUUUAAAAGAAUGACGCGACCGACUUUGCAGAAAGCCAUUGAUUUUGCAACUAAAGCUGCUGAAGAAGACAAAAAAAAUAAUUGUGCAGAAGCUCUUAAAUUAUAUGAAACAAGUGUAGAGUAUUUUCUCCAUUCAAUUAAAUAUGAAGUCAUUUCAGAGAAAUCCAAAGAAAAUAUUCGAGCUAAAGUUUCAGAAUAUUUAAAUAGAGCUGAGAAACUGAAAAAAUGUUUGAGGGAGAAAUCAGGAGAAUCACCUGCAAAAGAUAAAACAAAAAAACCUGCUGGAAAUGAUGAUGAAAAUCCUGAAAAGCAGAAACUUAUGAGCCAGUUAAAAGGUGCAGUUGUUAUGGAAAAACCCAACAUAAAAUGGACAGAUGUUGCUGGUUUAGAAGGUGCCAAAGAAGCACUAAAAGAAGCUGUUAUUUUGCCUAUAAAAUUUCCUCAUUUAUUUACGGGUAAAAGAAAACCAUGGAAAGGAAUUUUAUUAUUUGGGCCUCCUGGAACUGGAAAGUCUUACCUUGCAAAGGCUCUUGCAACUGAAGCUAAUAAUUCCACAUUUUUUUCUGUAUCUUCUUCUGAUCUUGUAUCCAAAUGGAUUGGGGAAAGUGAAAGGCUGGUAAAAAGUCUGUUUGAAAUGGGAAGGCAACAUAAGCCAAGUAUUAUAUUUAUUGAUGAAAUUGAUUCAUUGUGCAGUUCACGUUCAGAUACUGAAUCAGAAUCAGCCAGGAGAAUAAAAACAGAAUUUCUUGUACAAAUGCAAGGUGUUGGUAAUGACAAUGAUGGAAUUCUAGUUGUAGGAGCUACAAAUAUACCAUGGGCUUUAGAUUCUGCUAUUCGUAGGAGAUUUGAAAAACGAAUAUAUAUCCCAUUACCUGAUAAAAAUGCAAGACGUGCAAUUUUCAAGUUAAACGUUGGUGAUACUGAACAUGACAUUAAGGAAAAAGACUUUGAAAUACUUGCUGAUAAAACAAAAGGUUUCUCAGGAGCCGAUAUAUCUGUUCUAGUUCAGGAUGCUUUAAUGCAGCCUGUCAGGAAAGUUCAGACAGCUACACAUUUUAAAAAAGUAUCUGGCAGAUCACCAAAUAAUCCACAUGUUUCCGUUGAUGAUCUUUUAACGCCUUGUUCACCUGAUGAUCCAGAAGCUAUAAAAAUGUCUUGGAAUGAUGUUGAUGGAGAUAAAUUAGUGGAACCUAGUAUAACUAUGAAUGAUAUGCAGUUAUCUCUUGAAAAAGCCAAACCAACUGUUAAUGAUGCUGACCUGUGGCAACUGGAAGAAUUCAUGAAUUCUUUUGGUCAAGAAGGAUAAAAUUGCUGUCUUUCUGUUAUAUGAAAUUCAUAACCAGAGAUUGCCUUUUAUGAGCUAUCAUAGUUACUGAAAUCAUCAAGAGUACAGUUAUGAAGAUGUAAUAUUUGAGAUAUAUAUUUCAUAAAACUUAGCAAUGAUCAGUAUUUUUCAGAUAUUAAAAAUAAGAUGAAUCAUACAAAAAUUUCAAAGUGUAUAGAAUAUGUUAUUGUAUGAAAAACUACUGAACAAUGAUUUGUUUGCUGUGAUAUUAUUUAUAACAAGUGAUAAUUUAGUUAUACACAUUUGUAAACUGUAUAUUUUUUUGGCAUUAUAAUGUAUAAAGAAA
This is a messenger RNA of Argiope bruennichi, 1947 nucleotides long. Its product is annotated as vacuolar protein sorting-associated protein 4-like. Gene Ontology annotation, biological process: endosomal transport; vacuole organization. The coding region runs from base 327 to 1622 and encodes 431 amino acids. NCBI's taxonomy places the organism in Eukaryota, Metazoa, Arthropoda, Arachnida, Araneae, Araneidae. The transcript is spliced from 13 exons. The record is from RefSeq and is a predicted model, not a curated record. Gene Ontology annotation, molecular function: ATP binding; ATP hydrolysis activity.